AUGCUACAAGCGAGUGUAAAUAGCAGAAUCAGGAUCCCGGGCUUGCGAAUGCAUCGCAGCCGACUCGCUCUGACACACUCCGCGUCGACCGUCCGAUUUCUGAACGAAUCCGUCAGUACUGAGGUGCCCUCGAGCGAGGCGGCACGAAGAACAUGCAAAUCGAUAUCUGGAUGCCCAGGGAGUAGCUGGGGGCUCUUGGCGUGCGGUUCGUACCACCGCUGCAUAUUGAUUGGCUCCGUGGUAUUUCGAACCCACUGUUUACGAUAUUCACAACAAAUUGUAACUUCAACAAACCGAUUCAAGACGUUCAUUUUAUACUCGGAAAUUGUCUUACCCUCUUCUGAACAACGUAGGAGUCCAUAA
Leptosia nina is the source of this 363-nucleotide messenger RNA. The record is from the annotation of a GenBank genome assembly. Lineage: Eukaryota; Metazoa; Arthropoda; Insecta; Lepidoptera; Pieridae.